Molecule: messenger RNA, 1952 nt
Organism: Cryptotermes secundus
Lineage: Eukaryota; Metazoa; Arthropoda; Insecta; Blattodea; Kalotermitidae
Exons: 2
Coding region: 56-1123 (355 amino acids)
Source: RefSeq, a predicted model, not a curated record
CUCAGUUUACAUCCUGCAUUCAAACGUGACUGUGCUCGUGUUUUAGCUCUGUAUUAUGGCUCAAAGAGGUUGUGUUAUUUCUCCGGACAACUUUUGUUUUAUUUGUGGUGAAUACAUAGUUAAAAGUCAACAAAGAAACAUAAGUGAUUUUGUGAAGAAAGUGUAUUUUGCUUAUUUCAAAUUGAAAUUUGGGGAUCAAGACAAACCUUGGGCUCCUCACAAGGUGUGCAGAAGGUGCGAGGAAGAUCUUCGUUUGUGGUUUAAGGUAAUCUUCACGAUGCUGUCCACCACAACAUGUCGACUCAUCAUCUUGAUGAUGAUAUGGCUGUAUCACUUGGCCACAUCGCUGAACAUCAAUACUGGCUAUUACAUCAACCCAUUCUUCAGGCAACCUCUGAAUCUUCAGCGCACUUCAGUUCCCCAGCUGAUAUGGUCGACAUAUACUAUUUCCUCAGGACAGAACACAGUCGCCACAUGGGACAGGUUUCUUGUCGACAAUCAAAACCAUGAUAUGUCUCGUAAAACCCCAUUUGUCGGCAGUCAAAACCACAUGAUGACCCGUGAAAACCCUGUUGUCUACAAUCAGAACCAUUAUAUGACUCGUGAAAAUCCGGUUGUCGACAGUCAAAACCAUUAUAUGACUCUGAAAACCCCUUUUGUCGACCAUCAGAACCACACUAUGACUCGUGAAAACUCUGUUGUUGUUAAUCAAGACCAGAACUUAGAAGAUUAUUCAUUCAAACACAUUCAGCCGAAAUGUUCACGGUGCCCGCAUCAAGGAACGAAAGAACUCACGAAUCGAGGAGGCUUCUCUGUUAAAUUUGUUAAAGACAGUGACGUUCAGCAGGGCGAACCUGGAGGAGGACAUGUUCUUUUUGGGAACGAAACGAACAAUAUUUCAGCCGACUCUACCAAAAAGCUUCUUCCGCCAGUAGCAGAUCCUUCACGGUGUGUUUGGGCCAUCAUUUCCUGUUGUUCCCCAGGAUCUAGUAACGUUCGAAAUCCUUGUUUUGAAUUACUUGGAUGUCCUGGACCCUUCUGGGAUACGAACCCUUGUAAUGAAAGAAUAACUGGUGCUGCACUUAAGGUUGUCGGCGAGUUUUAUUCUAAUGGUAAAUGGUAAAGAAAUGUGUGUGAGAGUAAAGACAGGAACGUCACACAAGGAAAAGCUACGGUUGUGCUCUUCCGUCAGGAUGUCCGUGCGAGACAUAAGGCACUGAAGAGGAAAGGCGUGUGUAAAUAAAUCAGAAUGACAGAUUUCUCGUUAAAGAGCAAAUUGUUAUCGGGUGAUAAUCCGGUCAAAAUAAAUUACAACUAUAAUAACAAUUGGGGAAUGGAAAUGGUUUACGCAGCAUUGUGUAUAUAUUGAAUAUUUUAAUGAUGUCCCAUUAACUAAGAACUUUGAAAUAUAUAGUGUAGAAAUAAUUUGAAGAUAACUAUGAGUAAUAAAUUUGGAAAAAAUGUAAAUAGAAAUUAUUGCGAUUUCUCAUAGAGUGUGAGCCAGACAAUAGAAGGACUGGGUAAAAUCAUUAAGACAUUUUGAUAAUUCGUUUCUUGAUUUGUAUUCGAAACGGGUAUCUCUUAAUUAUGAAGCAGAAAUUAUGUUUUUUACAUUCAUUAAUAUCAUAUUCGAAUUUUAAAACAAUUAUAUUCUUGGAGAAAGAAAAUUACUUUGUACUCAUAUCUGUAACAUAUCCCAUGUCUUCAUGACCAAAUGUCGUCAUACAAAAGUGUUAACAUGAAUGUAGAAGACAGAACAUUUUUAAACACUUUCAUUAGUUACAGGCAUUCAUAAACUCGUCAGUAAAUUGAGGUGAGGGAAGAGGAAGGACCCUUGAUAUAACAAUUGCCUUGUCUUGAAGGGACUCACGAAAGGUCUUAAUAUGUUGCCGAGUGUAUACAAAGAAGGUGAAUCAUGUAAGAUUUGAGGCUUUCACGGCGGUGACUAUGAA